This is a messenger RNA of Mesorhabditis spiculigera, 423 nucleotides long. The record is from the annotation of a GenBank genome assembly. NCBI's taxonomy places the organism in Eukaryota, Metazoa, Nematoda, Chromadorea, Rhabditida, Rhabditidae.
AUGCGAUUUUAUUUCCAGGUGCAAAUCCUGCUCGUCGACUUUGGAACAAGCGAGCUGGUCGACAUGCCGGCCACCGUGCGCCAUAUCCCGCCCCUCUCCUUCCCGCUGGUGGUCCGGAAGCCGAUGCUGAUCGGUGUUCGCGAGGAGGAAAUGCGCACCACCCUCAAGCAUGCCCGCAUCUCAGUUCGUUUGGGCUCGACCACCGAUGGUGUCGUGUUCAACGGCGAUGAACUGCGCGUGUUCGACAAGGACAGCGGGGAAUUGAUGCCCGUCAACGAGGCCGUCCACUGCGCCAGCCAACUCGAGCGUGUCGUGUACAACAUCAACAGCCGACCGGACUCAGACGAGACGGACGGCCGCGCUGUGGAUGAGCCGGCGACUUUGAUGGGAGACGGGCUCAUCUUCACUGAUGACGAAAAGCCC